Ambispora gerdemannii is the source of this 355-nucleotide messenger RNA. The record is from the annotation of a GenBank genome assembly. Lineage: Eukaryota; Fungi; Glomeromycota; Glomeromycetes; Archaeosporales; Ambisporaceae.
AUGUUCGAAGUUCAUAGCGACAAACGGAAAAAAGUCACGCCAGUACUGUCACUCCCUUCCAAAAAAAUAAAAAAUUCGAACAACAUGAUGGAAGACUUAUUCAUGUUCUUUCGUCAAUGUCUUUGUUCGUGGGAUGACUUGAACAAAACGGCUGAAGAACUGGGACUAUUUAUCGAGAAUAAAAUUCAUGAUUCGUCGGAUUUCGAAGAGUUGUUACAAGAUUUGCAACAAGAUUUUGAACAUGUCACACUUAGACAUGGAGUAGUGGAUGAACAGAAAUUAGAGUGGUACUCAAAACUGGAAAAGAUUGGUCACACACAAGCACACCUUAAUAAACGCUAUGGAUUUGGAGAAG